Molecule: messenger RNA, 1737 nt
Organism: Achroia grisella
Lineage: Eukaryota; Metazoa; Arthropoda; Insecta; Lepidoptera; Pyralidae
Exons: 3
Coding region: 109-864 (251 amino acids)
Source: RefSeq, a predicted model, not a curated record
UGAAGGCUGUGGCACGAGCCGCAUGCCAACAUCGCGCCUGACCUCGUACGACCCUAUUAAUACAAGAUACAUCGACAACAGGACACAGUAUCAUUGAUAAUCCCAAUCAUGAAGAUCCUCUGUUCACUUGUGCUGUUCACGGUCGUUAUCAGAAAUGUGCUGCCUGCUCCGGCUGCUGGAUUUGUGUUUCCGGAUGAUACGAGACGACAAAAGAAAUUGGAGCCUAUUACACCACCAGUACUUCCUAUUUUGGAGCAUUUAGAAAGGGAUCCGAGUACAUUAUUACCAAAUGAAAGGACACGAUCGGCGUCCAGUGGCGUCCAGCCGAAAUUUGGAUUUGGCGGCGGCUUCAAUGUAGGUCCUUCACAAAAUGGGGGACUUUCUGCAAGCAUAAGCAGUAGUGCCGGUGGACCUAUUGCAAGUCAUUCGGCUUCCCAUUCGUUCUCGUUCGGCUUCAAUGAAGGAUUCGGUGCGUCUCAAUCAGCGAGUCAGUCGUCAUCAUUCGGAUUUGGAAGCUUCAGUGGGAGUCAGGCUAGUAGUCAAGCGGCAUCGUUCCAAGGUCCAGGCGGCUCGGUAUCAGGGGCUGCAUCGUCAGCCUCAUCUGUAGCUGGAGGUUUCAACUCAGGAUCUGGUAGUCAAAGUGCAUCAUCGGCAUUCGGGUUUAACUCGCUUGGUGGAUUUGGACAGCCGGAUGAUACGAAUUUCAACGACGCUGUACUUGACAUCAGACAUCGAGGGGUCCCCAAUUUCCCAAUUCCGGAAAUAUUCAGAAAGGCCGGUGGCGUUGGUGCAGCCUCUUUCAGAAAAGUGGGACCCACAACGAGGAAUGGAAACGAUUUUAUAUCGGUUUUCGUGGCCAAUUAGAAAGCAAUGAAUGUGUUGUUUAUGUUGACUCAGCAGAAAUACUCAACGUAGAAAAUGAAAACUGUUUAUAAUAUACAUUUCUGAUAAAUGUAUUUAUUCGCAGUAUCAUAAUGUAAUAUAAAUAAUUAUAUGCCCAAACAUGACAAAGAAAUUUAUAACAGAACUAGUGAAGUCAUUCAUUGGUACCAUGUAUAAAAAAAAUAUGAAUUUAAUUUGCCGUGCAUAGAUUUACUUUUACAAUACAUUUUCUUCGCUGUUGAAGUUUCAAGCGGGAUUUUUCAUCUAUUAUAACAUGUCUUCGCGGAGGUUUUACAGAACUACUUGUAUUAUUGUUUACUUUUUUAUUUUUCUAAAAUGACUCUAUAUAGUAGCAUUGUAUCACUGUGAUUUACUAAUGAACAUAUAAGUACGUUGAGGUAACGUAAUUAUAUGGUCAACUUACUCUUAAAUAUAAAAAAAUUUAGGUAGUGAAGUGAUUAAUAAAAACAUAUUCCGCUAAACUUCAAAAAGGACGAAUUAAUUGAUCGCAAUAGAAAGAGUUUGUUGACUAGUCUCAUAAUAUUAUUAUUUAAUGUUAGUUUUUUACAGUACUUUCAUACAUGUGUAUUUUCAAACUAUUAGGAAUCUAUUCGUAUUUCUUAAUUUAUUCAUUAUGCUAUUUAUAUGUAACUGAAUUUAAUUAUUAUUUACAACUAAAAAUAUAAAAUUGCCUCGGGAUAUGUGGAUAAAGUGGACUUAGCCUCUCAAGUGAGCCAUUGGUGAAUUGCCUAUAGGUUUUAGACAUAAGAUUACAAAAAUCUGUAUUAUAUUAUAUAGUUUUUUUAGUUUAAUCUAAUUAUGAUAUCUGUCUGAACCGACCUCAAUAAUAUAAAA